CACUUAUGGAAUAACUAGGGCCAAUGCAGACCAUCGCAGAGUAUGUAUGCCCACUACAGCGUUGGUCGCGUCCCUGCAGGGAUACACGGGUCCUUCCGUCAUCCUCCUCCAGCCCAUUCCAGGACCGACCAACGGAUGCUGCUUGGGUCAAGGUACUCCGUGUCUUCUCUCCGAUCGUCGCAUUCCAGCCCUUCCGCAGCCCACGUCGCCAAUGUCCUCUGCCUCGGUGUGCCCUGGUCAUGACUAUCUCAAGGCUCCUGCAUUCCACCCAUUCGCGGUCCUGGGUUCUAACAGAACAGAAGCCAUGUAUACUGGACGGUAUGAUCAGCGCGUGUUGCUCUUCCCAAGAGGCCCCUAUUUAAAUCCCAUUACACGCGCACCGUGAAUGAAGAGCAUCUACACACUCCUUUGACCAACCCAACGAAGCUCGACGACACUCGUUUUCACGACCAGCACCGCAGGACUUAUCAUCAUAUUCGCCCAGAAAAGAUGUACUUCUCGAAGAUCCUCGCCUCGGCAGCGCUGCUCGUCCUGCCCGCCUAUGCAGGUUUCCCCGUCGCCAGCGUGGAUUUCCAAGCCUGGGAGUCCUGCCCCGCCGGUGCUUCAGCUCCAGGUGAACCCAAGGGCAACGAUGGUGUCAUCGCGACUCCCGUGACCUGCGACAAGGCCGCCGUUAAACGCGACUGGAGCAUCGAUUACUACUCCUUCAGGGCAUAUCUCGACACCAAGGACGCCUUCCUGUGCUCUGGUGUGACCGUCUGGAACAAUGAGGAUUGCACUGGCAAGCCCUUUUACUUCCUACCCUUCGAGGGCGAGCCCGUUGUUCAGGGCCAGUGCCUGCCCGAUAUCUUCGAUGGUGGCUACGUUUCCGUCCGACUCGAGUGCUUUGGCUUCUCCGAUGGUCCUGAGAGCUCUUAUGGUCCUGAAAGCUCCAAUAGUCCAGAGAAUUCCUAUGAUCCUGAGAACUCCUAUGGUCCUGAGGACUUUUAAAUGAUGCGUACAUCAAGGCCGCACGGUCGGGCGCACGAAAUAUGACAUGAGAAAGUGGGUGGCCCUGUACUUUUUAGAUAGCUAUGAUUUUUUUUUUUUACGUCCCUGUUUUUCAAAUUAUGAUGUAUCUCAGUUAUAAUCCAUGAUAAAUAUCCAUUGGUGUCGAAAA
Molecule: messenger RNA, 1159 nt
Organism: Penicillium brasilianum
Lineage: Eukaryota; Fungi; Ascomycota; Eurotiomycetes; Eurotiales; Aspergillaceae
Source: the annotation of a GenBank genome assembly